GUAUCUUAAUUAAAACACUAGAAACAUAAGUGAUGUAAUCAAAGUCUCAUAAAAUAACUUGGUAAAGAAUUUAAUUCGAAAAAAUAUUUGGAAUUUGCGCUGCUUCAUCAAAUUUGUCAAUAUUUUUCGUCAUUUUCUUCUUCAAACGUUAUCAGAUGAUGUCGAGUAGCAACAACAAUAACAAUAAUGGAAUUUUCAUUAAUAAAAUAUCAGAAAAUCAGCCGGAACUUCAACAACCUAGCAUUAAAAGACAAAGGAUAGAUGCGAAUAACGAACAACAUCCAUCUAAAGCAACGCCUACGCAAGUUGUAGCAAAGUCUUUGUCAUUUUUAGAUGACUCGGGGAACUCCACAUCAUCUUCUUCUUCCUCCCCUUCUCCAGUAAAUGAAAGUGAAAUUAUUUUAAAACCAGAGGAGAACGAUCCCAUUGAGAAAGAUGAAGAGCAAUUACUGAUGAGUGAUAAAGAGUGCUUGUCGAUGUUUCAGACACAAUUAACUCAUAAUCAGUGCUUAUGUGGACUUAGUGAAAGAACUUUAAAAAUUCCAUUCCGAUAUUAUUCCAUAGUGAAACCGAAAAAGCAAACGUACAAUCGAAAUGAAAAAGAUGAAAUUGACUUAAAGAAAAGCAGUGACGUUCAAGUGCAUUAUGUAAAAUCUUUAGAACAUUGGCCCGAAGACUUCUUACUCAAAUUCUUGUCAAACCUUCAGCUUCUGUUUCAUAUUUAUUUGAAACAGAAUGCGAAAGGAAAUAUUUGUGGUAAGAUUAUGGAAUUAUGCGAUUGUCUCAUACGCAACCAAAUUCACAUCUUCGAAGAACUGAUUCAACUUUGCAACAGUAGCAUUAGCAGCAAUUUCGUUAGUUACAUUUCAAGUAAAAUUAUCACAUACUUUUUGAUUAUCAUUAAGGAUGAGAUUGACAGGAAAUGGAUUGAUACGAUUGUUGAUAAUCUUUUCACGUCUGAUCAUGUCGACAAUUUAGCAGUAAAGAAAGUUAAUUUUAGUUUAGACAUAAUUAAGUGUAUAGUUGAGUGGAAGGAUCAUGACGAGCACAUUUUAGAAGAAGACGCAAAUGGCUUUACGAACCUCCCACCACCGCCUUUAGAGACAAAUUAUUUCGCGACACUCCACCGCGAUCAAAGUGGACCAUCAACAUCAUCUAGUAGUUCCAGUGCCUUGCCAUCAUACUUAACGUCUCAUGUUGCCAACAACAGUGGACGAUCUUCAGCAACUUCCGGUCAUAACUCACCAGUUUCGAAUGGAUGUCAUUUUGUGCAAUUAACCGACUCUGAAAGUUUUGACACGGCUCACAUUAAAUGCAUAACAACAAAGACUCUUGCGAACAAAUGGCCUGCACUAGUGCGAAGUAUCAGCGAACUUAUCAUGCAACUUUCUGUCGAAAUACCGCCGAAUCCAACACAACAACAGAACCAACAUAACAAUCAUCGAACAAUUGCUAGACGAAUGAACUUUGAGAAUAAGGAAAAUUGUAUUUUAACAUUUAUUUCACUCUGGGAAAGCAUCAUUAGCGUAAGGACGAAUUUAUCAGUCGUUGAGACGCUACCAUUCACAACACAUCUUGUUAACUUUGAACUUCUUCUUAAUCAAAAUCUUCCGUGUACGAUUUACAAGCAAAUGUUACAAUUAUUCAAUGAGGCAUUGUGUUAUGGAAGUACAUUAGCAUUACAAGACAUGAUGCCUGAAGACACAUGCGAACUUGCCCACAAAAUCAUUCGUCAUGUUAAAGACAAUCGAAUUCUCGAAACGAUGCCGCGUCAAAUUAAUUCAACGAAUCAUAGCGACGAUAAUUUGAAGACUUUUAUCGGAUUAGAUUGUGAGAGUGUCAUUUUUUCACCGAACUCAUUAACCACUCAAUGUUUAUCAACAUCACUUAACGAUCAUCCAUCAGUGACAUUUGAUAAAAGUUUACUACAAAAAAUGACAUUAUUGGUGCUGAAAUCUGUCGCAGUUUAUGUGAAAGAAAUUCGAUGCGACUCGUCUGACAGUUCAAUUGACAGCAGUGAUUAUGACGCUUUUCAAGACAUGAUUGUCAUCGAGAGAACGAUACGAGAAGUUCUAAAGAAACUUGAAUCAUUUAUGAAGAAUACUCUCGAGUUUCAUCCUGAAAGUCAUUUUAGUAAAAUUUUGAUUCAUUUGUUUGACGAUCAAGAUGAUUUCCUAAUAGAAGCGAUGGUUUGUACGUUGGACGUCACAUCGGGAAUAUCAUUUAGGAAUAACGCUUUUCCUGAACUUGUUGCGAUGCUUAAUCCUGUUUACACAUUCCUCGAAUUCCUUAAAAUGAUUUCAAACAGUUCCGACCUUCUACUUGAUCUUCUUGUAAGUACUGAAACUUGCUUUCUUUUGUAUCUUCUACGCUUCCUCAAAUACAUUCGCAUCAAUUGGUCGAUGUUCGUACAGAGUUGUAGAGAUUGUGGGAUGGGAGGCAACGUGCUAGACAACACAAUGACGGUAAUGAUAAGUUUAAGAUAUAAAAUUGGUCGUUUGGUAUCAAAGUCGCUUUAUCCUUACGAUAUUGCGCCAAUCUUACGACUACUGGAAAGUUGUGAGAACCUUUAUGAAGGUAAUGAGCUCAGUUAG
This is a messenger RNA of Clunio marinus, 2594 nucleotides long. NCBI's taxonomy places the organism in Eukaryota, Metazoa, Arthropoda, Insecta, Diptera, Chironomidae. The record is from the annotation of a GenBank genome assembly.